Molecule: messenger RNA, 1956 nt
Organism: Corticium candelabrum
Lineage: Eukaryota; Metazoa; Porifera; Homoscleromorpha; Homosclerophorida; Plakinidae
Product: negative elongation factor B-like
Exons: 5
Coding region: 118-1818 (566 amino acids)
Biological process (GO): negative regulation of transcription elongation by RNA polymerase II
Cellular component (GO): nucleus; NELF complex
Source: RefSeq, a predicted model, not a curated record
UUCUCUUUUCUUUCCUAAAACACAGCGGAAGAUUUCUGUAGUGUGUCGAUAUUUGUCGAACUCACAGAAUGCUGCAAGAGUUUAUGAUCUAUCUUUGAGUCAUUGGAGUAAGUUAGAAUGUCUGGAUCGAGCGUACAAGGCGCAGAUUUCAUUCGUGAUGCUUUGGGAUCUUGUGGUGAUCCUUUAGAGGUGAUCGCACACUUUCAGCAGGAUAACCGUUUAGAAAGCAGCAUUUUGGAAACUGUCCUGCCUCUUCUGGAUCUGCAUGACGUCUUACGGAGCGAUAUCUACGAUGGCAUCUGUGAUCAAUUGCGAGAGAAAUUGAAGAGUGUAAUCUCCAGCCUCUCCGAAGAAAGACUCAUACAGUUACUAGAUGCUAGCUUUCCGUUCGCUGAUGGACCGUUGCGAGGUAUUGUCCUGCGUCUGUUGGAGGCUCCACCAGACCUGCCCCCUCAUAUUCUCAAUUCGGUUGUAGAGAAUAGUAAACUUUAUGAGGCUUGUCCGGUCACAGUGAAGCGUCAGGUAUGGGAGGAAAACGUUGGUUUAUUCGGAGAUGAGGUACGGCCAUUGCUUGAUCAAUAUGUGGAAGAGAAGGCGGCAUUGCUGUUACGUAUCGAAGACAACCCUUCAUCCAACUUCUUCACACCUUCUCCCAAGACCAGACGUCAACAUGAGAUCAUACAGACUCUUACCUCUUACGUAGGGCACUCUGUCAAACUCUACAACACUGUUCUUCAGUUUCUUCGGGCUCUGUUUGUUGACAGUGGCUGUGUUCACUUCUGUACUCUUCGAGCUGAUGUUCUUAUGGCUUUGCAUGACUUAGAAAUCAAGAUUAUUUUAGAUGCAGAUCCCUGUCACAAGUUUGCCUGGUGUCUUGAUGCUUGUAUUCGUGAAAAGUUUAUUGACGCAAAGAGAGGAAGAGAACUAAAACUAUUUCUUGAUGGCAUUAAACCACCAAGAGAACAAAUGAGAGGGGACAUAUCCAUGUUGCUAUGUGAUCCAUUUGCAGUCCAUACUGUGGCUAGUACAGCUGUGAAAUUGCUGCAUGAAUUGUUGGAAAAGGAACAACUUCCAAGGGAGAGUGCUCAGGUGAUGCUUCUUUUGCGACUAUUGCAAUUUGGCUUGAAUGCUCAGGAAAUGAUCAAUUGUCAAGAUUUUUCAGAAAAGGAAAUGGAUCUUCUUUGCGUGAAACAAUUCCUGCCAUUGUUAAUUGAGCUCCUCCUUAACAGAUCUAUUAGUUUGUUCUCUAACGCAUCAUCAUUGGUGAACAAUGACAACCACUUAAAUGAAUCACUAGUCCACUUAUUACCACAACGCUCUCUUGCCAGAGUUAUAGCCUUCCAAUUCACGGUCAAAGCUGUUCAAGAGAGAGACAAGUACUUGAUAACCACUCUUCUUCCGGCAAUAGCCAAGGGAUGUGAUGCUUCUGACUUGAGAGAUGACUUUUUGCACCAGUUAAUACUUAGCUUAGGUCAAAUGGGUGAGGAAAUGACUGGCAACCAAGAAAUGUUGGUGUCCGUAUUUGAGCAUUUCUUACUGAAGUUUGUGGAAGAAGACAAAGUUGUACACUUCACACAUUACCUUAUAUCAAGGCUUUAUUACAAGGGAGACUUUUCAUCCCAUGUUACGACACUACUAGAAGCAUUCAAACCACUAGAAGAGCAUUCCGCAUGGACCCAUGAAUUCUACUCCCAUCUUGUUGAUAAAGUUACUGCUCCAAGGAAAGAGAAGCCGUUGCUGUCUAUCCCACCACCAUCAGUAGAAAGUUCAGGUUCUCCACUACUGGAAAUGCUACCAAUGAAGUCUCCAUCAGUCUAAAAAAUCUAGAUGUGUAUAUAUGUGGUUUGACUUGUUAGGUGUGUAUUCGAAUAGUGGAGUAUACAAUGCUUAAAAUCAGGUGUAACUGAUGGUCAAGUGAUUUGUGUGUGAGAUGGUAUGCAAAAAAUACAAAUGGAA